This is a messenger RNA of Bursaphelenchus xylophilus (pine wood nematode), 815 nucleotides long. Lineage: Eukaryota; Metazoa; Nematoda; Chromadorea; Rhabditida; Aphelenchoididae. The record is from the annotation of a GenBank genome assembly.
AUGGAUUUGGAAUCUUUGUCGAAUGAAGCCAAAGAAAAUGGACAGGCUUCAAAAAGCCCAAUAAAUGUCAUCAACUAUACCGAAUUUGUUGACACAAGAGACAACAGUGAAGAUAUUGAGGUGAUGGAAGUCGUUGUUGCCAGUGCUGAGAAAACCGCAAAAAGAGGAGCUGCCGAUAUUCACGAUAACCACACUCCGAAUAAAAAGAUGAGAAAGAGAGGAUCCUUCCAAAAGCAUGAUGCACCAGAAGAGGCUGACGUCAACAAACGGACCACCAGAAAUUCAGCCGCAAACAAUGAAGAGGUCAAGAGCACACCGAACUCACUGUCAAACACGGCCAGCAAAUCGGCAACCACAACGCCAACUAAAGCCGACCGAGCAGCCGAAGGUUUGAUCUCCAGGAUUUUGGCAAAGAAGGCUGAAAGAAAGAGCCUGCCGACGCGGGAGUUAAGUCAUGAAAAAUCUGAUAGUUAUUCGGAAAGGGGAUCUGCACGCAAAUCUCUACGACUUCUGGCUGAUGGCACUCCUUCGGAUACGGUAAUUUUUAAAAAAAGAGGUUUAUUUCGAAGUUUAGAAUGGUAGAAAGUCGACUCGUCAAGCUGGGGAUGACGCCGCGAUAAAGCUUUGCGAAUCAUGCCCGAGUGUUAUUUCGGAAAAGCACUUGAGAUGCAGGUAUGAAUACGGAAUGGCACAUAAACACUUCCUCUUGUGGCUAUUAAUUUCUUAAUUAUCAAAAUUUCAGCCAAUGCCAAGAGAGACAAGACGAAAUCAAAGAAAUAAAACAGAAAAGAUAUUUAGAGAAAAAGCGUCAAUAA